Messenger RNA from Schistocerca serialis cubense, 8985 nucleotides. RefSeq names its product G protein-coupled receptor kinase 1 (gene Gprk1). Gene Ontology annotation, molecular function: ATP binding; G protein-coupled receptor binding; G protein-coupled receptor kinase activity. Gene Ontology annotation, biological process: protein phosphorylation; G protein-coupled receptor signaling pathway; regulation of signal transduction. The transcript has 16 exons. Lineage: Eukaryota; Metazoa; Arthropoda; Insecta; Orthoptera; Acrididae. Bases 1 to 1944 code for a protein of 647 amino acids. The record is from RefSeq and is a predicted model, not a curated record.
AUGGAUGUCACUGCACUUUCUGAGGUAUGUCUCUCGGUCGGAGGAUUAGUUCGUCACUGCUACCUGUUAUUCAAGGAGUUCUGCGAGACGGUAGCGGACGAGCCCAUCCCGCAGCUCAAGUUCUACGAAGAAAUAAAGCAGUUCGAAAAACUGGAAUGCGUGGAGGAGAGAAGAAAGCUCGCCCGUGAAAUUUACGACAAUUUCAUUAUGAAGGAGUUGCUCGCCCACUCGCAUGAUUACUCCAAAGAGGCAGUUGCUCAUGUACAGAAGUAUUUAAUGAAAAACGAGGUUCCUGUUAAUUUAUUUGAGCCAUACAUAGAAGAAAUCUUUAACCAUCUACGAGGUGAACCCUUCAAGAAGUUUUUAGAAAGUGAUAAGUACACCCGUUUUUGCCAGUGGAAGAACCUAGAGUUAAAUAUUCAGUUAACAAUGAAUGACUUCAGUGUCCAUCGGAUAAUUGGAAGAGGUGGAUUUGGUGAAGUUUACGGGUGUCGAAAAGCAGAUACAGGAAAAAUGUAUGCAAUGAAAUGCCUGGAUAAGAAACGAAUAAAAAUGAAGCAGGGAGAAACUUUAGCUCUUAAUGAGCGAAUAAUGUUGUCUCUAGUCAGUACAGGAGUAGACUGCCCUUUUAUUGUAUGUAUGACAUACGCAUUUCACACGCCUGAUAAACUGUGUUUCAUCUUAGACCUCAUGAAUGGAGGAGAUUUGCAUUAUCACUUAUCCCAGCAUGGAGUUUUUAAUGAGCAUGAAAUGAAAUUCUAUGCUGCUGAAGUUAUUUUAGGUUUAGAACAUAUGCAUAGGCGUUUUAUAGUAUAUCGUGACCUAAAGCCAGCGAACAUCCUUUUGGAUGAACAUGGGCAUGUACGGAUAUCGGAUCUUGGUCUAGCAUGCGACUUCUCGAAGAAGAAACCUCAUGCAAGUGUUGGGACUCAUGGUUACAUGGCUCCAGAAGUUCUCUCAAAGGGAACUGCCUAUGAUUCCAGUGCAGACUGGUUUUCUUUUGGCUGCAUGCUGUACAAACUACUCAAAGGACACAGUCCAUUCAGGCAACACAAAACAAAAGACAAACAUGAAAUUGACAGAAUGACGUUAACCAUGAAUGUAGAGCUUCCAGAAUCCUUUUCGAAGGAGCUACGGUCUCUCCUGGAAGGACUGCUGCAACGUGACAUAGACAAGAGACUGGGCUGCAAAGGAAAUGGAGCUGAUGAAGUGAAAGAGCAUCCCUUCUUUGCUGGCCUGGACUGGCAGCAGGUGUACCUGCAGAAGUAUACACCACCACUCAUCCCUCCAAGGGGUGAGGUGAAUGCAGCUGAUGCUUUUGAUAUUGGCUCCUUUGAUGAAGAGGAUACAAAAGGAAUAAAGCUCACGGAGGCAGACCAGGAUCUCUACAAAAACUUUCCUUUAGUAAUCUCAGAACGAUGGCAAGCUGAAGUUGCAGAAACAGUUUUUGAGACAAUCAAUGCUGAAGCAGAUAAGAUGGAACAGAAAAAGAAAGCCAAACAAAAACUUAAGUUUGACACUGAUGAAAAAGAAUCUGACUGCAUUCUGCAUGGAUACAUAAAGAAACUGGGAGGACCUUUUGCAUCAGCAUGGCAAACUCGUUAUGCCAAACUCUAUCCAAAUAGGUUGGAGCUUCAUCCAGAGUCUGGAAGUACAAAGCCUGAGCUUGUUUUUAUGGAUCAAAUAGAAGAUGUUAGUGCUGACUUAGUUCAUGUGAAAAAUGAACAGUGUAUUGUGGUACGGACUAGAGAUGGAAAAAUUGUCCUCACUAAUCCGGAUGAAAUUGGAUUAAAGGAGUGGGCCUUGUCACUGAGGUCAGCGCAUAAAUGUUCUCUGGAGCUGCUUGGCAGCAUGGCAAAGAAAGCAGGGAAAAUAUAUGGAACAGAAAGGGAUGCAAACAACAAAAAUCCCUUCAUAGCAACAAGAAACACCAAUGGAAAUUGAGGAGAAAUCUUCGGAUAGUGUUUUUUAUUCAGUCGUCUCAUCUUGCCAGAAAGUGCAUUGUUUGGCUAUAAUUAGGUCAUGGUAACUCAGUGACAUACACCAAGAUUGCAGGCAAGGAGUAACUUGAUGGUAUUUGUACAAAAACCUCUUAAUUUUUUGCUAUAUUUAAAUGCCAAACCUUCCCUUAUCCUAUUACGGAUAUGUGAUAGACGAGUAGGCCUCUUGUAAAUAAAUGUGUAUGAAAGUUUUUUUUUAUUUAAGUGAAAGAUAAUCAGAGGAAUAGUACUGUCAGAGUGUUAGAUGACAACUACGAUAGCCAGCAAAAUUAAUAUAAUUUUAUGCAACCAGUCAUCAUAACGUAAAAUGCAGGACAUUAUUCCUUCACAUCUGUGUGUGGUCAUUCAUUUUUAGAUGAAGUUCUGUGAAUUUCAGUGGUAUGAGUGUUUAGAAGACAUUGAAAUACCAAGAAGCAGAGACUUAUCAUCCCCUGUAGUGGAUCGAGAGACCACUGUGAAGUGUGUGUGAGAGCAUGUUUCCUUGUGUGUUCAAGUGUAGAUACUUUUUUAUUUUAAUUUUGCCUUUUCCUUCCCUGAGAACAUGUAUUGAUUGUUGGAAAUUAAUUUGCCAGUAUUUAUGUUAAUGCUGGUAUUUUAUGUAUGAGACAUUUAGAUACUGUACAUAUAAUAAGAAACAAACAGUAUUUUCACACAACAGUGCAAAAUGUCUUCUCAUAAGUACUUUAAAAUAUGUUUUGUUACACAUCAUUAUUUAUUUUGAAACAACAUAUUAUGUGACAGACUAUUAGCAAACUUUUAAGACAUGCAGUGUGGAAUAUUAUCCAUAUUUCAGUUACGGUGUUAUUACUUCUAGACUUGUGAAUCUUUUUUUUUCCCAAACAACUACAUAAAAUGCUGCUCACUGAACUCCUCUCUUAACACAGUCCAAGUUAAGUUGUACAUGGUUGUUCCUGAGUUACAGUUUGUAAUUUCUCAUUUUACAUGCUGAAGAUGUAAAACAUUGCUCAGAGUAAACUGUGACCACUAUUUCACGAUAUAAAAAAAUUGCAUUUUAUUUUGGUUAACUUUUAUAUUAACUUAGUUCUUGAAGUUUUGUAAUGAUUCCUGCUGUUAAAUUUCAUGGCAAGUAACUACUGAGAAUGGAUAUACCACAGUAAGAUUCUUAAUGAUAAUCAAUUUAUGUUCACAAUACAUGUUUCACAGUUCAGUAAUUCUUGCAUUUAAGAACUCAGGGUUUGACUGGAUUACACAUUUGAAGAUACUGUAUGCAACAGAAUUAUACAUGUAAUAACAUUAGUAAUUGUCCAGUGUGAGCUAUAAAUCCUGAAAUACAUUUUCAUUUUUAUCAGUUUUCACUGAAACAGUAGCAGUUAUUAAAACCACUCAGAAAUGAAGUGCUUCUGGAAGAUUUGGUAGUUCAAUCAUAUCUUCACUUAAUUUAGGCUAAUUAAUGCUCCAGUCAAAACAGCAAACACGUGUAGUGUGAUCUGUUAACUUAUUUAUAAAAAGAGUCAUUUCCUGUUAAUAAGAAAUGGUGACCUGUUCUCUGGCUGAAAUUGUACUCAGUGCACAAAAUGGAUAAGAAAAGACAAUUCAGAACAUUAAAAAUGUUACCACAAGAACUUUCUUGGUUUCAAUUUUAUUAAAAAUAAGUUCUUCAAGUCUUUCAUCUUGUGAGUCACAGAUAAAUCCCAUUCUUCAGUUGUUCCCUCAAAGAUGUUAAUAUAACAUGUACCCAACAAAGCAUUGUUACUGCAACUCCAGCACAGUGGAAGUUCCAAAUGUUGUACAUUACUACCACAAACCUGUUCUAAAAUAACUGAAAUGAGCUGUGUGCAAACAUUGCAAACUCCAAUCUCCUAGAAUUGCUUUCAGAUGUCUGUUGGAUAGAAUUUUUUGACAUUUGCAAUGCACAGUAAUUAAUGUUCUGUGGCCUAAUAUGUAUCAAUUGUGAUUUUUUUAUACUUAAUAGUAAAAAAAGCUGCAAAUGGCCUCAAAUGUGACAAACAGUGUAAGAUACUAGAAAAAAGAUACAACAAAGACAAGACCUGUCCAGUGACAAAUUACACACUGAAAUAAGAAUGACAGAAUUGUCUUUGUGAUUCACUUAAAGUAUCCCAUCUCUUGAACAUAGAUAUGUUUUGAAAUGUUAAUGAAUGUAACUUGCAGUGGUAUAUUGAAUUCCUUCUACUAGAGCACAUGAAAUACAGAGGUCCAGAGCUGUUUGAUUUUUCACCACUUUUCCCCAUUUGUCUCUGUAUAGAUCUUUGAAACUAAAGGAUUCAUACUCACAAGGAGGUCAUCUGAGCUGUUAAUUACGGAUUUUGGUGAGUCUUGGGUAUAUUGUUGAGGGGUCUUCCUAAGUACCUGUUUAGCAGCUUUUUGUAUGUGAGAAAAUCAGCGUUGAAAUUUUAUGCAUAGGGAGAUGAGCUAUAACGAGGAGUUGGGUCUUACUAAAAAUUGUUCAGGAGGGAGACAAAGAUAAAUAUAAGCAGUGAGAAAGAACUCUCUUGCUGUCCCAUGGAAUUUUCCCUGAGCGCAGUACUUCCACACCUUUUCCUUACAUUCCCAGCAUGGCCUUUUUCUCAUACUAAAGGAACCAUUGAUCUGAAAAAUUGAGAUUACUAGUAGUUAUAUUUUUCUUUUUCUUUUGGUAUAGUUCCAGUUGUUAAAGUUUUAGUGACUAAUAAAUAUGCUCUUUUGUAGUGUUUAUCUAGUUCUUGUCAUUUUAAGCAGACCAACUGUAAUUUGUUUUACUCCUACAGCCGAACCGCAUGUUAAGCUGACUUCCCUCACCAGUUGAAACUGAUGAGACUGUGUCAAGACAGCAGAGAGUUUUUUCUUUUUAUAGUAGCGCUCGGCUAGUGGCAUGCAAGAUAAUUAAUUGUUCAUUGUUGCACCUUUAUUCACUUUCAUUUCCUGUGUAUAGUUUCACUUCAAGAAAUCGCUGAUGGCUCCAUGUGUAGCUAUUUGCUUUCUUUUCAUUUUAAACUUAUUUAACAUUUAACAUUUCUGUUAUCAGUUCCUGUUUUGCAGUUUACUACUAUAACUAUAUUACGUUGUGUUACACGUAUUUCAAAAUUACUUCCGUCUCACUUUACGCAGUGAUUCUAAUUAUGAAAAUUUUCAUAUUGUGUGUCUGUCAUUGUUUCCUGAAUCCUUGGAACCAAAAAAAUGAAGAUCUUUCCCAAUAUUUCACCUAUCUUGCACUGAGUAUUUUUUUAAGUUUUCUAUGAUCAACUUUUACUUUUUAAUGCUAAGAUUAACUUAUGUAAAACUUUAUUGAAAAUUCAUAUGAAUGAGCUUCUGUGCAUUUCCACCAUAUUUUUACAAAGCAGUUUCAGUUGAUGGAGUGUGUUUUUCAAAAGAGAGAAUCUUUUCCUUUGCAUACAAAUACUUUGGCAAAAAUAUUGACAUUACAAGGGAUAAUACUAAGAAAUGGUUUUGAACUUUUAAAUUGUGAACAGAAACGAGUUACAACUCACAUUUUAGCUGUCACUGCAGGCAAUCAAGCUGACACACUAGUUAGGUAUAUGCUUAUCCUUUCUUUCCAACUUGCUAACUCUAUAGAGCUGAAAGAGCAUGUGAUUGUGAUAGUACAUAGAAUAAACAGAAAUGUAGAUGAGUGGUAAUCAGUCCUCCUCACAACUACUGUUAAGGUGGUCAUCAUUUAAAAAUUGUAAUUGUAAAAUCUUAUACUAUUUUCACUGUAAUUGUAUAGAGCUACAUACAAGAUGAAGACAUCUUUUAAGAACUGAUAUUCUGGUCAUAAUUUUUAAAUCAGUAGCACCGUGUAUUGCCUGUAAGUGAAAGCCAAUUCCAUUUCCUAUCUCUGUGUUUUGUUUCACCUGGAUUUGAAUCCUUGGGACAGAAAAGUGCAUGGUAACAUUGUCAGAUUUCUAUAUCUUUCUAGGGAGUAUGCAAACAAGUUUAAUUACUGAGAGUCAAAACAUUUUAGUUUAUUGACAAUAAUAUUUUUGUGAACUGAUCUUACACAUUCAGUCGUAUAUUAUUUAAACAGAUUAUUACUCAAAGUACCAUCCUGAGAGGAGCUAAGAAAUUAUUUGUCACUUGACAUGAUUAGUAUUAAUGCUAAUAAAACAAACUUCUGCUGUGAACAUCUCAAGACCAUUCCUCAUAUCUUGUUUGAGUCUCAUUACUGACCAAUGUAUAUUCCAAACAACUUAUUUAAUAAGAUGUAGUAAGAUUAUUGUGACCAUUAUUUAUUUUGUACAUUUACUGAAUACAAAACUCGUGCUACAUUAGUAUAUCAGUUGGUCAGUAUGGUGAAGUGCACAUUAAGUACUUCUGAUAAACAGGAAAAAUUUGUCAUUGUUCAAUAGUUCUAAGAUGAUGUUGAAUGUACAUAACUUGUACCCUAACGGAAUGAAGUAGUGUUGUCCACUUGAUUGUUAGAACUCACAUUAUUAAUGAAUUACAGUCGCCUUUCCAGAUUUGUGGAUUUUGCUGUGAAAUUAUUUCCAUUUUGAUAUAUUGGUGUUUCUCAUGUUUCCAUAUCUGGAAAGAGCUUGUUAGGAUGGGUUGCAAACCUUUGCAAUCAAUGAUAUGGAGAAUGUGAGUUCUGUACUAGUUGAAAGGUAUUAAAAAGUUAAAGUCAUAAAACUGAUCUACGUAGUUUCAUUAAUUAUGCAAUUUUUAAUUUUUCUUAUUAAUUAUGUAUAUCCAGUCAUGUAAAAGAAUUUUUUGUGAGUAAUUAUGGGCCACUUAUAUUUAUUCAUAGCACAUUUUGAUACCUUUUAAGUUACUUGCUUGUCAGCUGAAGUCUUGUGAGAGAUAGAGAUGAUAAAUAAUACAUUCAGCAAAAGCAAGUUGUAGAAAGCAUGAAAUAUUGAUAUUCAGAUUCCAUAUGUAGUGUGUGCAGUCUUUGUGAAAAAAUUCUGAGGUGUUUAAUGUGUUCUCUUUUCCUUUGUAGAAUGUGUUAAUUUCAGUAACAGUCUGUAGAUACAUUUCAUCUCUGCUUUUGUACAGAAUCCAUGAAGAGUGAAGAAAACAAAUGUUAUUUACAAUAAUGUACACAACUUAAUUUUGUCACCAGUCAUUUGCAGAGAACUGUGAGAUGCGAAUGACAGUGUCACAACACACCAAUUUUCGUGGUUCUAUUGAAGUAGUGGACAGAGGUAGUAACAAAACUAUAAUUACAUGUCAUUAACUAUUGACUACAAAAAUGUAGUUUGGUGACUAUGCUGUGACUCACUGAGGGAAACACAGAGCAGCAUUUUAUCAUCUUUCAGACAUAAUCUAAAUUCAUUGUAACAUUCCAUUUAAAAUGAUUUGGAUAAAUUUUGUAUCUGAUUAAGUGCUUCAAGUGCAACAAGAAAAAUAUCAUUUAAAAAUAAGAAUAUUUUUGUAAAAUAACAGAAAAUUUGUUCUACGUGAAAGCUUACUUCAGACACCAUCCUAGAUUAGAGAAUAUAUUAUAUUUGUAUUUAUUUAGCAGAGGGAAAGUAUUUCUCUGUUAAAAAUGUAACAGAUAAGUGAUGUAAUUUAUUUGUGUUGAGUCCAAUACCAAACAGCAAUAAACCAGAAUUUUUACAAGUUUUUUAAUGACAAGUAAUGUGACAGGGUUAUCUAUGUGCGUAUGUCAACAUGUUUACUCAAGAUCGGCUCUCAUUUAAAUUAUUUUAAAUCAUAAAUUAUUUUAGAUCACUGAACAGGAACUCAUGGAGGUUACCAAUUAAUUUACUACUAUCCUAUCUUAAAAACUUUAUUUUCUACCCUUAUUUACUUUCAUUAAUUCAGUAGUUCAUUUUCUCAAUCUUUAUAUGUUUUAAAGUUAAACCAGUUCGUUACAAGAAUGUCACAAACUUAUAGACAUACAAUAUUCCUAUUGAUCCUUUUGUACUAUGGGUAACUAAGUCAUUAUUUGCAAUUUUUCAUCGAGUUAUUUUGUAUUAUUUGUCAUUGUUAAAUGCCACUUUAUGUCAGACAAUUUUACUGACUGUGAUUGCAAAAAUACAAUUCAGGAGAGGUUCACCAACUUGUCAUGAAUACUCGUUUUCUAUUUUAGAAUGUAUAAUUUAUUAUAAAGACUGCUAUCCAUGUAUUGUAAUCUGUUUAUUUCUGCCAUGCUUGCCUACAUGCCUUCAAAGCAGAAACUGUGACAUUUGUAUUUAUUACUUUUCUAAUGAAUCUUUUUUUAUAUAAUAAUGUUUUGAUAAUUAUCUGUGGUUCAGUAGCUAAUCUUGAAUGGCUGUGCAUUUCCUGUUGUUAUGACAGUUCAGAAAGGUUAAUUGUAGUGGAAACUAUCGUAACAUGGGCUUCAAAUAUUAUUGUCGAAGCUCUUAGUGCUAUUUACCACACCUUUUUUGUAGCAACUGAAAGUUAAGGAAUUGUCAUGUUAUAUGCCAGUGGACAUUUGUGUGUGUGUGUGUGUGUGUGUGUGUGUGUGUGUGUGUGUGAGUGUUUUGCAAGUACAUUAAAUUAAGUGCAUACUGUUUUACUUUGAACUUCAUAAAAAGGAGUACAUGAAGAUGUUCAUGGUAUAGAAGGAAAUGCGUUACAACAAAAAUUGUUCUGAAAUAUUUGAACACUAGUUUUCUUUAAACAGCUUGUUUGUAAUAAAAGGUUGAUUCACUUCAGUUGCACAUGAACAUCUUAUUCACUUUUGUGGAGGCCCUUCUAUGAGAAAUUAUAUUUAUUAAUUUGCAGAAUAUUCCUUAUUUGUGCAAUUGAAACGGAGAAGGAUAAAUGGGAAAAGUUUACAAACUUUUACAGCUUUUGCUAAUGUUCUUGGACAUUAUUUCUGCUGGUGUACAUAUCUUUCUGAGCAAUAAAAUGUAGUGAUUUUAUUUUUGGCAUAUUGUGCAGUUUCAGAUUAUACAAAUAACUUUGUAAACGCCCACAGUGUAUUUGUAUAAGUACAUAUCUCUUUUUCUAUUCAAGUUUGAACACUGAUGUCAGUGGUGCUAUGUAAAAUUUGUAAGGAAACACGUUGGGUAUACCUAAGUGUAUUGUAAAUUUUCGAUGUACAAUUUGAUGUUAAUAGUUCUGGAUGUAACGCUUU